This is a messenger RNA of Penicillium psychrosexuale, 2508 nucleotides long. Its product is annotated as UNC45-central domain-containing protein. The record is from RefSeq and is a predicted model, not a curated record. Gene Ontology annotation, molecular function: protein binding. Lineage: Eukaryota; Fungi; Ascomycota; Eurotiomycetes; Eurotiales; Aspergillaceae. The coding region runs from base 1 to 2508 and encodes 835 amino acids. The transcript has 2 exons.
AUGGUUCAAGCAAAGGGCGAAGAGCGCGCUGUAAACCUGGCCCGAGAGGCUGUCGAACUGGUCGACGCGGGCCACCGAGAGGCUGCUUCCCGGAAUCUUAGAGAAGCCCUUGCGAUCGCCCCCGAAAACCCCCAAGUGAAAGCCGCCUUUUUGAAAGUUCAGCAUGAAGACAAAGACGGUCACCAGCUUCUCGAUCUUUGCCGCCGAUAUACCCUGCACAAUGAUGAAAGUGCGGGCAAAGAAGCUGCUACUUAUCUCCGGACUGACGGCCUGAAAUCCCCGGAAAACGUCGCUUUGGAAUGUCUGAAGUUGUUGCUCGCACAGCGCCCGCACUCUCUAUCGACGACACAGGAUGAGAUCAUCUCUGGGUUGGUGCGACAGAACGUCAGUGUUCGCCUGUACUUCUCUACACAGCUCCAGACUUCUGUCACAGCAUUCUUUGACGAGAUAUAUGAUCGGGGUGAUAGAGCAGCGGUGUGUCUGGAUACAGUGGUGUUGGAUCCCACCGUGUGGACAUCGGAGGAAACACGAUCCCACUGCGAGAGUGAACUCUUCCAGCUUUUCAUUGCCAAGUUGAUGGAAUCGGGCCAUGAUCUUGAUGGUCGCUCUUUAAAGGGAAUUACUCGAUUACUCGCUGUUCACGCCGCUGAACUCGAACAUCUGAUCGACGAUGAAGGCUUGGAGGUGAUCCUCUCAUCCUUGGACAAUCGGCUGCCGCUAGAAGUCCGAAGCCAGGCGACCCUGGCUACUGCAAAAUAUCUCGAUGUCGCCAAGGAAAGAGGCGAGAAGAAGCUUUUGACACUGAUAAUGUCCAUCCUUGGCAAGGGCCGUGUCAGCGAUCUCAUCGUUGCUUUCUCUGCGGUGGCCGCCAUCUUCCCUGUGGCUCCCUCUGCAGCUGCCAAUCUCUUCUUGUCGGACGAAUUCAUGAACUUCCUCCUCCCAAUCGCAUCGCGAGACACCAAAAGCAAGAAGGUAGAAGCUCUCGUGUUGGAACUUCUUAAUGCGGCUUGCAUUAAUCGUCCGUGCCGUGAGGUUGUUUCAAAGAAAUUUGGAGAAUGGUUGUCACAUAUGUUGACCAAUGGAAGUGAUAAUUGCUCGGAAUUAGCCGCAGUGGCCCUGGCAAAGAUUCGGGCAUCCGAGCCCGAUAAACCCUCGACUGGCAACGGUAAGGUCUUGGAACAAGACAGCGAGUCUGAACUAGUUCAUCGAUUCAUGGGACUGAUGUCUGAACAAAAGGUUGAACACAGCUCCCACGCAAUCGAAGGAUUGGCUUAUACCUCGGUGAAGCCGUCCGUCAAGGAUCAACUUGCCAAUGAUCCGGUUUUCCUACGUAACUUCAUUGCGGCUAUGAAACACAACACCAAAGACUCAUCCGUGCUCUAUGGUGGCUUGACAGUCGUUUUGAACCUCACCAAAUUCUUACCCAACCUAUCCGAAGAGCAAAAGAAGAUGGCACAGUUGAAGAACUACGCGGACCCGUCUACCAUGCAGGCACCAGCGAUAGAUAUUCGAGAUGAAGAGGAAGCUGUCCUGUCGCGAUGUUCCGCCGUUAUCGAUGCAGGCAUCAUGACUCUGCUCGUUGAGUGCGGCCGAGUCUCCUACCCUUCUACCAAUGAGCUCACGGCAAAGAUUCUACAAUCCUUGACAAGACCCCAAAAGUCCCGUGGAACAUUGGCCCAGCAAGGCGCGGUGAAACUGUUACUCGCCCUUGCAGCCCCGAAGCAGAGUAGCUCUGGCCCUGUGAGGAACGAAACAACACGCAUCGCAUCACACGCGCUGGCCCGGAUCCUCAUCUCUGUUGAUCCUUCACAUGUAUUCCCAGCAUCUGGAUUUCCCCAGGUCACAUCCGCCGUCCGUCCCCUGCUCUCUCUCCUCUCAUCGCCCGAGACUGCCUCGUUCUCGGCAGACCAACCUCGUGAUCUACUCCCAGUGUUUGAGAGUCUCCUAGCUUUGACGAACCUCGCUUCAUAUCCGCAUGACGACUCCGCACCCGAACUCAUGGUCCGGGAAGGUUGGUCUGCGGUGGAAGAUCUUCUGUUGUCUAGCAAUGCUCAAGUUCAACGAGCUUCUUGCGAACUGGUCUGCAAUCUGAUGACUUGCGAGUCCGGCAUUAUCAAGUUUGCGGAUGGCUCCAAGCAAGCGGCCCAACGCCUUCACAUUCUGUUGGCUCUGACCGAUGCCGAUGAUGCUCCGACGCGACGGGCUGCCGGCGGGGCUCUUGCGAUGUUGACGGAGUUCGAUGCCGCCAUAGCAGCUGUCCUGGACCGACCACGAGGAGUUGAACUGUUAUUGGGAUUGUGCCAGGAGGAUGACGAUGCCUUGGUUCACCGAGGUGUGGUCUGCAUACGCAACCUCACUUGCAUCGCGACAGGUGAUAUCGGAGCCCGCGCUAAAGCUGCCGUUCGCGCCGCAGGAGGAAUUGAUGUUCUCACUGCAUGUCUCAAGAAGACGAAGAACCAAGCGGUGCUACAGGCUGGGGUAGAGGCCUUGAAGCCGCUGAUUGAAUAG